This is a messenger RNA of Mercenaria mercenaria, 938 nucleotides long. RefSeq lists its product as uncharacterized. The record is from RefSeq and is a predicted model, not a curated record. Bases 13 to 324 code for a protein of 103 amino acids. The transcript is spliced from 2 exons. NCBI's taxonomy places the organism in Eukaryota, Metazoa, Mollusca, Bivalvia, Venerida, Veneridae.
CUUCGGCAAACAAUGGUACUGGUUCUUGCUGCAUUGCUAGUGAUUGCACUCGCAAGCGCAAUUGACGGUACACACGUGUUAAGCAUUGCAAGUCAUACAUUUGAACCACAGCAAAUAAAUGGUGACAAACAACAUGACUAUCGAUUAAUUGACCCAAGCAAUCCAAGAUAUUACAACCUUUUGCUGGAAGAGGAAGCGCUCAAGUUUGAACCUUGCCAAGACGUUAAUAGAACAGCUUCUGUAGAUCACUCAAUUAUAUCACUGACAAGUAUGAACCUUAUUCUUAUUCCUGUGCUCAUGUUUGUUUGUUUGAUAUUAUUCUGACUUACUCCCGGAAGGAUACAAGAACAUAAUAGAGAGUUUGAGAUUUCAACCUUCGCCUUCCCCUUCAACGUCUCUUGCGAAGUUAACGUAUAAAGUUGAAGUUCGAUUAAAAUUCCUUCAGAUUUCAAACAUUAGAAUGAACCUUACUUCUUUUAAUCCGCCCAUUCAAUUUGUCCGUAAUUAUGAUCGUUUUUUUCGUGCAUUUUGAUACCAAUUAUCCGAAUGGGCAGGAAUUUUACAAGCGGCUUUAGAAAUGAAAAAAAAAAAGAAAAUUAAAUAAAAAACAUUUCAAUUAAUAUAAUCAUGGAUAUUAGAGCGAUUACCAAAAAAAAAAAAAAAAAAAAAAAAAAAAUCAGACGAUAAAACAAUGUGAACAAUGUAAAAAAUCGUUAGUGUUGCUCCAAACAUUUAGGUUUUAUAUAAAAUUAUGUCAGUAUAGUCAGUAUAAAAUGCACGAUUGUAAAUCAUACAUGAGAGGAAAUAAAAAUGAUUAUUACAAACCUAAAAUUAUUUUCCAUUGGGUUUCAAUGGACCGCGAUCGUGCAAUAUUUUUCCAUAUCAUGACGUUGAACGCUUUCAUAUCGGACUAGUCCCAAUCCGUGACUCUACUUACC